Molecule: messenger RNA, 3766 nt
Organism: Papaver somniferum (opium poppy)
Lineage: Eukaryota; Viridiplantae; Streptophyta; Magnoliopsida; Ranunculales; Papaveraceae
Product: mechanosensitive ion channel protein 10-like
Exons: 5
Coding region: 786-3140 (784 amino acids)
Biological process (GO): transmembrane transport; monoatomic anion transport; detection of mechanical stimulus
Cellular component (GO): plasma membrane
Molecular function (GO): mechanosensitive monoatomic ion channel activity
Source: RefSeq, a predicted model, not a curated record
CAAGCUCACUUAAUCUGAUGAUUUGUUUUCUUGUCCAUAAAAUGAUUCUUCUCCUGAGAUUAUUCCAUCAUAAAAUAUUGAAUUUCUGAUCUAAAUCUAUCAGUUAAUUACUGAAUCUCUAAUCAUAAAUUAAUUAAAACCCCUUAAUUUAACUUAAUAUUAAUUGCGAUUAAGGAUUUCUCUGUAAAUCUCUCUGUUCAACUCCACGUGCUGCUCACACUCAACUACUGUUCUCAAAAGAAAGACAAACCCUACUAGUAUUAUGAGAUCAGAGAGCUGUUAGAUUUAAAAAUUGAGACAAACCCAUUUUUAAGCUCAGUCUUUUAGAUUGAAAGUACCCAGAAAUAUCUAAACUUUCUGGAGAUUUGAAUGUGUUUUUUAGUUUUUUAUUCAUCUUCUCUUCUGUACUGUUCUUCACUGGAAAACCCCUGUUUUGUAAGAGAAAAGAAAAUGCUGAUUAGAAGUCAUCAAGUUGUUAGAUUCAAAAAUUGAGCAGAACCCUUCACAGAGCUCAGUUUGAUUCCACGAAAUCAGGUAGAAAUUUCGAUACUUGUCACAAAUUUGAGUGUUUUCUUUUUGAAAUCUUAGUUUGGGGUUACUGAAAUCUGAAGAAAAGAAUCUCCUCUUUUAGCUGUAAAUGUUGAAAAUUUCUUACUUUUGAUCUUCUCUUUGGUCAAUAAAGUUGAUAAUAGAAUCUGGGUCUUUACUGGAAGUACUAAAUCUCAAGAAAAAACUCAUCCUUCAAUGGUGAUUUCAAAUUCAUAACUAGUUAGGGUUUUGGCAAAAUGGAUCCUUCAAUUAAGAAAGAAAAUGGGAGUAAUGGAGGAGUAGAAGUAGUUUUAACAAUCUCAUCAGGUGAUGAACCAAUCAAACCACAACAAAAAUCUCCAACCUCAACUUCAACGACACCUACUAAAUCAUCAGAAACCAAUUUCAUUCCACCAAGAAAUUCAAAUGUAGGAGGUGGUGGUGGUGGCGGAGGAGGAUAUCAAGAAUUUGAUAGACCAAAAAUCCAAAUGACUUCAUUCUGUCCAUCACCAGAGAUUUCAAGAGCUUGUGGAAGCCCUCGCCGGCCUCCGAAAGUGCCUGAUAACAUUACACCAAGAAGAGCCUUAGCUAGGUCUGCAUUCUCGAAGCCGAAAUCUCGGUUUGUUGAACCAUCUGCACCUUCAGCUGCAGAUUUGGUUGAUAAAGAUAAGGCGCCGCCGUCUCCGUUUAGGACUUCACCGACAAAUAGAGUAGCUGGGGGUACACCUAGAGCAGGUGGUGGUACAAAGACUGCACCUGUUACUCCGAAGACGCCGUUCUUGUCGUCCCCUGGAGGAGAGGAGGAUGAGGAUGAGGAAAUUUAUAAGAUCGAUAAGGGUGCACCUGCGGAUGUAACGUCACGUAAGUGGGAAACAACUAGAAUUAUCAUUGAAUGGAUUUUGUUGAUUUGUAUUACUGGUUGUUUAGUUUGUAGCUUAACAGUUCAUAGAUUGCAACGUAUGAUGAUGUGGGGGUUGGAACUAUGGAAAUGGUGUGUCAUGGUCAUGGUUGUUGUGUGUGGAAGGUUGGUUACGGCUUGGAUUAUUCAUGUUUUAGUGUUUUUGAUCGAGAAGAAUUUUUUGUUUAAGAAGAAAGUUUUGUAUUUCGUUUACGGAUUGAAGAAGAGUGUUCAGAUUGUUAUAUGGUUGAGUUUGGUGUUGUUGUCAUGGACAUUGUUGUUCAACCGUGGGGUAAAAAGGUCGAGAAGUACUACUAAGUUUCUGGAUUAUGUUUCGACUGGAAUUAUUUCGUUACUUGUUGGAUCAGUUAUAUGGCUUGUGAAGACAUUGUUGGUAAAGAUGUUGGCUGGUUCAUUUCACGUUAACACGUUCUUUGAUAGGAUACAAGAGAGUAUUUUUCAUCAGUAUGUACUUCAAACACUUUCUGGACCACCAAUGAUGGAGUUAGCUGAGCAGGUUGGGGCUGUUGCAAGUACAGGGCAAUUGAGUUUCCGGAGUACGAAGACACCUAAAGGAGCUGAAGCACCGGAUGUCAUAGAUGUGAAUAAGCUUAAUAAGAUGAAGCAAGAGAAGGUUUCUGCUUGGACAAUGAAGGGAUUAGUUAAUGUGAUAAGGACUUCAGGGUUGUCCACGAUUUCAAAUACAAUCGAUCAGAUAUAUAGUGAACAUGAUGAGCAGAAAGAUAAGGAGAUUACUAGUGAGUGGGAAGCAAAAGCUGCUGCUUAUCGGAUUUUCAGGAAUGUCGCCAAACCUAAUAGCAAGUAUAUUGAUGAGGAUGACUUGAUGAGGUUCUUGAGUAAAGAGGAGGUGGAUAAUGUGCUUCCCUUAUUUGAAGGAGCUGUGGAGACCGGAAAAAUUAAGAAGUCAUCUUUGAGGAACUGGGUGGUGAAAGUCUACCUUGAGCGCAAGUCACUAGCGCAUUCUCUAAAUGACACCAAAACAGCUGUGAGGCAGUUGAACAAACUUGUUUCGGGGGCUGUUAUCGUUAUUAUGAUUAUUGUGAUGCUUCUCAUUAUGGGCUUCUUAACAACCAAAGUGGUUGUUUUCAUGUCCUCACAAAUGUUAUUGGUUGUUUUUAUGUUUGGAAAUACUGCGAAACAAAUAUUUGAAGCUAUCAUCUUCGUAUUUGUAAUGCACCCUUUUGACGUCGGGGAUCGUUGUGUUGUUGAUGGUGUUCAGCUGAUCGUUGAGGAGAUGAAUAUCUUGAAUACAAUUUUCCUGAGAUAUGACAGCGAGAAGAUAUACUAUCCGAACUCCAUUUUAGCAAACAAACCCAUAAGCAAUUUCUAUAGAAGCCCUAACAUGGGUGACGCUGUGGAGUUCGCCAUUGAUGUUUCAACUACAAUUGAGAGGGUUGGGGCUUUAAAAUCUAGGAUAAAAGCGUACAUAGAUGGAAAACCUCAAUACUGGCAAUGUAACCACAGUGUUGUUGUGAAGGAGAUAGAGAAUGUGAACAAAAUGAAAAUGGCGUUAUACGUGACUCACACAAUGAAUCAUCAAAACAUGGUAGAGAAAAACAGCAGAAGAACUGAAUUAAUGCUCGAGUUGAAGAAGAUUUUUGAAGAUCUUUCCAUCAAAUAUCAUCUUUUACCUCAAGAAGUUCAGGUUAGCUAUAUAGGUGGUGCAGCAGCACCAACAGGUUUGAGACCAUGAUGCUGAUUACUCCCACCUCAUGAAACCCAAAGCUGCAAAGUAUGUCCUUUUCUUCAAACUUUGCUUCUUUUUUGUUAUGUAGCAUUUUUUAUGCUUCUGACUGGAAUUUCGUAAGCAACUUACAGCCCUACAUUUUUUUCAAAUCUAAUUUAACACUAAGAAAUGAUUUAAUUGAAAAGUUACCUCAUGUCGAGAUGAAUUGCUAUUGUCGUAGAGAAAUAGGUGUGUAUAACGACCAUUUUCAUUCUUUUAUCUUGUGAGAAUGUUACUUGAACCAGUAAAUGAGACAGAAAAGACCGAAAAAUGUCAUUUCUGUUGAGUUAGAGGGUCUAUUAGCCCGAUACUCUAUGUAUAUGACUUUCGGUCUUUUCCAGUUUCUUUUUGUUUAGCAUCAAAAUGGCAAGGUUCAUAAUCUAGCCAUGGUUGUGUAGUAUUGUCCGCCUUUAGUAUCCUUGACAGUAUAACAGCCAGUGGCGGGGUGAUAUUUGAUUUUUCUUACCCACUUCUACAAAUGGGUGAAGAGAAUUCAACCCCAGUGGUUGCAGGCUUUGUAGGAGUGUAGGGACAGAACAGAACCAAUCUUUUAGAAGUAGAGCAUAUUUUAGGUGAAGAUGCGGAUAACCUUA